Messenger RNA from Odocoileus virginianus texanus, 1123 nucleotides. It is a transcript of the gene CEBPE, whose product is annotated as CCAAT enhancer binding protein epsilon. NCBI's taxonomy places the organism in Eukaryota, Metazoa, Chordata, Mammalia, Artiodactyla, Cervidae. Gene Ontology annotation, biological process: DNA-templated transcription; regulation of transcription by RNA polymerase II. The record is from RefSeq and is a predicted model, not a curated record. Gene Ontology annotation, molecular function: DNA-binding transcription factor activity, RNA polymerase II-specific; RNA polymerase II cis-regulatory region sequence-specific DNA binding.
AUCUAGGGCAGGGGGAGACAGACAGCCGAGCAUCCCGGAGGGUGCCCCAAGAGCAGGGCGGCCAGGGGCGGGGAGCCGAGGGGGCGGGCCGGUCAUGUCCCACGGGACCUACUACGAGUGCGAGCCCCGCACCGGCCAGCAGCCACUGGAGUUCUCAGGGGCCCGCGCGGGGCCUGGGGAGCUGGGGGACAUGUGUGAGCAUGAGGCCUCCAUCGACCUGUCUGCCUACAUCGAGUCUGGGGAAGAACAGCUUCUCUCCGACCUCUUCGCCGUGAAGCCGGCCCCUGAGGCCCGAGGCCUUAAGGGCCCCGGGACCCCUGCCUUCCCCCACUACCUGCCGGCUGACCCACGGCCCUUCACCUAUCCCCCACAUACCUUCGGCCCCGACAGGAAGGCCUUGGGGCCUGGCAUCUACAGCAGCCCAGGGAGCUACGACCCCAGGGCUGUGGCCGUGAAGGAGGAGCCUAGGGGGCCCGAGGGCAGCCGGGGGGCCAGCCGCAGCGGCUACAACCCUCUGCAGUACCAAGUGGCACACUGUGGGCAGACAGCCAUGCACCUGCCCCCGGCCCUGGCAGCACCCAGCCAGCCACUGCGCGUCCUCAAGGCCCCUUUGGCCGCUGCCGCGCCCCCCUGCAGCCCGCUCCUCAAGGCUCCCUCCCCCGCGGGCCCCUCACACAAGGGCAAGAAGGCGGUGAACAAAGACAGCCUGGAGUACCGGCUGCGGCGGGAGCGGAACAACAUCGCGGUGCGCAAAAGCCGGGACAAGGCCAAGCGGCGCAUCCUGGAGACACAGCAGAAGGUGCUGGAGUACAUGACCGAGAACGAGCGCCUGCGCAGCCGCGUGGAGCAGCUGACCCAGGAGCUAGACACGCUGCGCAACCUCUUCCGCCAGAUCCCUGAGGCCGCCAACCUCAUCAAGGGCGUGGGGGGCUGCAGCUGAGCCCACCUGGAAGACUGUGGGCCCCAGCUCCCGAGCUCAGCCUGACCCUUCGGACACCCCCGACCUCGCUGGGGCCCCAGAGCCCCUCACAGGCCCAGCCAGAGGCAGAGACCAUGGACAAGUGGCAGCGGGUGGCAAGGAGGGCAGGCCCGGCAUGAUGAUUCUGUGGCUGAAUAAAACUGC